AUGGUUGCUCGAACAUCUCGUGAGGUUCUUCGCUGGUACGAGGGUCUCUAUUUGACUUAUCCUAUUAUUGUUCCGAAAUGGGAUUUGGCAAACGGAUUCGCUUAUGCCGAAAUCUUACAUGUUUAUUUUCCAAAUGAAAUCAAUAUGCUGAAUUUUCUCAAUGGGCGGUCACUGAAUUCGCGGUUAUUAAACUGGGCUAUGAUUAAAAAGUUUCUAAAAAAGAAGAAUCUUCCAAUUAAUAAUGAAUUUAUUGAUGCAACAUUACACGGUAAAGACGGCGGGGCAGAAGGAUUGCUGGAACAAACUUACGAGUUGUUAACAAAUAGAAAACCAUUUGUUGACGUAACAUAUGAACAUGACGAUCAGUUUACUGAUCAUAUUUAUGAACAAACACUCGAUUAUUUUCAACGGUCACAUACAUCGAAAUCAAUAAAAAAUAAUUUGAAAAUUUCCGAACUAAUUAUGGAUCCAUCCUAUGCUCACCAUGCGAAACGAAAUGAAUAUAUUCGUGAUCAAUUAAAGAUCGAGCGUCAAAAGAUACGUGUUGAUAAUCCACAACGGUUUGACAUCAGACCUACAUUAGCUGAGCGUUGUUUACGUAAACCUCUCCAAUCAGAAAUCAACCCUCAAGAUUGGUACACGAAAUCCUUUGUUUCACGUUCACGUUCAGCGACUUCUGUAUCGAAUAAAACAGUUUCUGGUAAACAAGGAUCGCGACAAGCGUCGGCUGAUCGUUCCAAACAAACUUCCGUUUAUCGAGAAAAAGGAACCAUAGAAACGAAUGAAAACGAUGCAAUUUACAAAGAAAUCAUUUUGAAACAACACUCCGUGCCACUGGAAGAUCUUGCGCGUAUAAACGAAUUCGAAUAA
This is a messenger RNA of Adineta ricciae, 870 nucleotides long. Lineage: Eukaryota; Metazoa; Rotifera; Eurotatoria; Adinetida; Adinetidae. The record is from the annotation of a GenBank genome assembly.